This is a messenger RNA of Rotaria socialis, 3813 nucleotides long. The record is from the annotation of a GenBank genome assembly. Lineage: Eukaryota; Metazoa; Rotifera; Eurotatoria; Philodinida; Philodinidae.
AUGUUACAAGGUCUCUUUGAUGAAGAUGCUGGAGAUGGUGAAUAUUACUAUCAAGGAACACCUAGUACAAAUUCAAAGUCUACGGUCGAAAAACCUUUACCACCACGUAAUGAAACAAAUUUGUGUGGCCUACAAAAUCAAGGAGCUACUUGUUAUUUGAAUGCUCUCAUUCAAACAUUACUUUUUACGCCUGAAUUUCGUGAACCUCUUUUCGAGCUAUCUGCUAAAGAUCUUAAUCUUCCAUCCAAUGAUUCGAGUCAAACUCCAUCCAGCGGAAAUAUUUUAAAAGUUCGUAAGAUCAUUGUUGAAUUACAACGUCUUUUUGCUGAAAUGCUUUUACUAAAUCAACAAGCAUGUUCAUCCAUUCGGUUAACUGAUAGUUUUGGUUGGCAAUCGAAUGAAACAUUUGAUCAUCAAGAUGUUCAUGAACUCAAUCGUUUAUUAUUUGAUGCUAUUCAAAAGUCAUUGCAAGGUACCAAACAAUCAAAUUUGAUACUUUCUACUUACGAAGGUUCAACUAUAAAUUAUACGCAAUGUAAACGAUGCCAGAAAAUUUUUAAACGAAGAGAAGACUAUCAAGAUUUACCAUUAGUCGUGCAAGAUAGUCCUAAUUUACAUACAUCACUAGCAAAUAUGUUUACUCUUCAUGAACAUUUAGUUGGUGAUAAUCAAUAUCGAUGUUCAUCAUGUGCAAAUGCAUUAUGUGAUGCGGAAAAAUGGGCUAAAAUAAGUAAAUUACCACCGAUUUUAACUUUUCCAUUACAACGAUUCGUUUAUGAUAUUAAAACGGGCAAUCGACUGAAAAAAACAACACGUUAUGAAUUUCCAUUUGAUAUUGAUUUGAAAGAAUUUUGUGAAGAUUCUGUGAUCGAAACCGAUUAUGAAUUAUUUGCUGUAGUUAUUCACAAAGGUACAUGUUAUUCAGGACAUUAUUAUGGUUAUAUUAAAGAUGUUGAUCAUAUCGGAUGCUGGACACGUCCACCACCGCCACUAUCGCCUGCAACAAAAUCAUCAAACAAACAGAAAGCUGCGAAUGCACGACAUGCAAAUACUCCAAAUAGUAAAUCUCGUAAUGAUCGAACCUCGAAUCAAACCGAUCCAGUUGAAACUGAUGAAGAAAUAGCGAAAAAAAUCGACAUGAUUCGAACAAUACUAUUAUCAUGUGAUGAUUCGCUGACUAUCGACGAUCUUUUCAAAACAUACCGUGACAAUACAACAGUUCCGCGUGGUCGAACUCGUGGUUCUAAUGGUACAUUUGCAAAAUUUCUUCGUACCCAUCCCGAAGUAUUUAACAUAGACGAUAAACGUGUACGACUAGUUGAACAAAUGGAUGUUGAUGAAAAUGAAGUCACUGAUAUGGAUUAUGAAUCAUCACAAACAGAUAAAUCAUUAACAAACGACUAUGAAAAUGAUGAAUAUUGGUUUUGUUUUGAUGAUUUAAGUGUAACAUGUGUGACACGACAAAAUAUUCAACGACAUUAUGGAUUAAAUGAUUGUGCAUAUAUGCUAUUUUAUCGAUUGAAAAAUCAUAGAAAUAAAAAUGGCUCUAUCAUGGAUUGCUCUGAUACAUCCUAUUCCAUAGCACAAUGGUUAAUUGAUGAAAUAACAGAGAAAAAUAAAAUUUUAGAAGAAAAACGGGAAAUAUAUGAAAAAUAUCAAAAUCAAUUACCAGUAACAAUUUAUCCAGGUGACUGGUUUGAAGUAAUCGAUGAUUGCCGAUUAAAUUUAAAUAAUAACAAUCAAGUACUGUUUCCUGAUCAGUAUGGUGAACAUGUAUUUGAUAAAAGAAUAAAAAUAAAUGAAUUUAUAUCCAAUCUGGAGGAUACAUAUGGUGCAGGAAGUCAUUUUUAUGUUGCUAAAAAGCUUCGUUCUGGUCAAUUACAUGUAGUCAGUGAAUUAACAAAUUCCAAUGAUGACUUAACAUUAGAUAAAAAUGAUCUUUCAAAUUAUCGUCAUAUAAUUGUUUUUCAACAUCCAUCGACUUUGUCAGAUACAGUUCUACAAGGUGAAGAAUUCGAACCAAUCAUGCUAAAUAUAGUCUUUGGUUUUCCUGAUGCUCAUAUUCAUGCAUCACGUUUACAAACGACACGACAUGUAUCGAAAAAUACGACAUUAUUUGAAUUAAAGAAAACUCUUUUCUUUGAUUAUUAUCAACAUGAUGAUCCACAACUCUUAAGACUAGUUCGUAUGGGUAAAUUAAAUUUAGAAGAAAAAAACAAUCGUAAAUCACGCAGAGAAUAUAAAACUGAUGAAGAAAAACAAACGCUAGGACAAUUAUAUUUACACGAUGGUGAUACGUUAGGUAUUGACGAUAAAAAUUCUUUUGUACCAAGUUGGAAAGAUGCUUCAUCAAAUAGUACAAAUAUGCGAAAAACUCAUUUAUCAUUAACAGUUAAAAAUAAUAUCGAUUCAACAAAUACAAAACCAAUGACCUAUAGCUGUUUAAAUACAACACCUGUCGGAGAAGUUAAAUCAAUGGCUAUUCAAGCAUUUGGUUUAUCCAUAGAUGCAUCUCUGUGUCGAUUACAUAUCGAUGAUGACUCUGAUGUUGCACAUAUUCCACUCUACGAUCAUCAAACUGUUGAUACAAUUGAAUUUAAACAAAACAAUACAAAUCUCUGUUUAAAACUCGGUCAAGCUCUUAAAGAAAAUCAUCUUCUGAUUUACAUUCUAUCGGAUCGUGAACCUAAUUCCCUUGAACUUGUUGCUGAUCAAAGUAUAACAUUAUUUGACUUGUGGAAUUUAAUUAAACAAGAACUUCAUAUGGAUAAUAAUGAUAAUGAAUAUCAUCUUUGUGAAGUUAGACCAUCAAUGAUAAAUGAUGGUCCACCAUUGAAUGAUUUUGAUCAAACACUUCUAGUCAAUGGGCUUACAAAUGGUGUCCAGUUAAUCAUGCAAUCAGGCAGCGUUGCACCGAGAAAUCAUGUUCGAUUGAGAGCCUUCAGAAUUACAAACAAAUCUUAUAAACCAAACGAAGCUAUUCAUACUCGGCCUAUAUUUGAAAUGAUUGAACUAAAGAAACGCUUUGAAUUACCAAUUACAUCAUCAUAUAAUGUUUUUCGUGAAUCUAUAGCACGAUUUAUUGAUUUUAAAGUCCCAUCGAAUUAUAUUGACAAAGCGCAACCCCUAGAAUUUAUUCGUCUUUAUGAUAUUGAAAAUGAUCAACCAACAUCGAUUGUUCAUGAACCUGUUCUAACAACUCUCAAACAAGCUAAAGUACACGAUUUACGUUCGUAUGCUUUUGAAGUCCUAUUGAAUCCUGAAUAUUUAGCAAAAAAAGAUUUACUUCUUAACAUUGUUUAUUCGAAAGAUAAUGCUAGUAGUUAUUUUCAACAUAGAUCGGAACUACAUUUACCAUUAAGAGACAAUACAGUUGCUAAAUAUGACUAUCUUGAACAACAUGUUUGGACACAUUUUAAAUCAUCAAAAAAUGAUAAUGAUUCAACACAAAUAAAUAAAAUAACAUUAGCACGCUAUUUUCCUGAUCGAGGUCAAUGGUUAAUAAUCGAUCCUUCAUCAGUAACAAAUAAAAAAGUGAAAAUAUCAAAUCUUAAUCUUAAACUUGAACCAUAUAGAUUAGAUGAUUUCACUGUUCUUGGUGCGCUGGAAGGUGAACAUUUAACAACAGAAGAUUUUGAUACUCAAUAUGAUAAAAUCAAAAGACAAAACAUGGAACAAGAAAAAGAACAAAAACGAACGAAUCGUGAAAGAAAUCGAACUGAAAAUGAUCGUAAUCAACAAAACGGAAGUAGUGGACGUCGAAAAUCGCCACAAAAUGCAAUGCGGAUUAAUGUUGAUGAUUUUGAUGGUUAA